Porites lobata is the source of this 4499-nucleotide messenger RNA. Lineage: Eukaryota; Metazoa; Cnidaria; Anthozoa; Scleractinia; Poritidae. The record is from the annotation of a GenBank genome assembly.
AUGCAGGCGCAGCACUGUCGUGGCAAAAUGGUGGUAAGGGAAUUUUCAUUUUGUUACAAAUUUGUCAGCAUUUUUGUCAUUUUUUCUGUAAGGUGUUUUACUAUUUAGUCGAUGAUUAGCGUACUUGUCUGUCUUCAGGAUCAUUUCUGAUAAUCUUAGCUGCAUUAUAAUCGUUGUCUAGUCAAAAAUAGCUAAUCACAGCUCUUUGUUUACAUUUUGUCAUCACUGAUCUACAGCGUAUAGCCUUACAAUUUAAGGCGAAUCUUGAAAACCUCACCAAUGUAAGGCCAGACGAGGAGGAUUUCCGUUGGUACUUAAAGGUAGGGCAUCAUAAUUUGCCUAAAAAGAUUCACAAACAGUCUAAUAUUUUGUUUUCGAAUUAACAAAUCAGUCUUGUCAAAAGCUUAAAAGGUAAGGUAAUACACUUGUAAAAAAAGUCGAUCUUCUUCGAUCUUCUUUAAUAAAUUUGUUGAGCGAACACUUUUUAGAAAGUUCCCAUGGCCCCAAUUCUUACCUCUGUGGUAAAUGGUUCUGGAGCCACAAAUAAGCUCUCAGAAAUCUCUAUUUCAGUGGCCUCUCGAUGAAAAAAACACCUGUUUUUUUUUUAUUGCUCAGGGAUAUUGUAUGGUUCGUUCAUCUAUUGUUACGUUUUCCAAUAUAUAGAAUAACUCAUUCGGAGAGCUUUAUGGUGCCCCAAAUGGUAAAUGUCAAUUUUAUCCCCCCUCCCCCCGCCCCCACCCCCACCGGAUGAGUAGAUUCCUGCCACCUCACUUUUUUGUCAGAGCCGUUUGAAAAAACCUUUCUUUCCCCCUCUCUUUGAAAAUGGAUUCCUUAAUGGUUCAUCUGCUGUGGACACUCAUCCAUAGGGGAGGCGGGGAGGGAUAAGAAUAAAAAUGGUACGUCCUUUCCACAGGUACUUCACUGGAAUAAUCAUAGACAACAAAUCCAACUGGCAGGAGGCAUACUUGUUGGAGGAGUUAAACCUGGCAGGGGGUGGGGGGGAAGUUGAUUUUUGCUGGGUAUGUGCCGCUGGCCUCUCAGAACCUGUACCCAUUAUACUGGUGGUCUAUUCUGUGACCAAAAAUAGACCCAACCUUAGUUACGUUUGGCAAAAUGUAAUUUUCACGAUCCAGCUGUAAAAUAUACAAGGGAUGGUACAGAUCAUUACAACUCCUGCCCCCCAGUUGUGUCCGCUAGAGGCUAAGAAUGGCAUUACAUGACAGGUCAUUAAGUGUACCAAAUUUUUAUGUUUCCUUUUUUUUCUAUUCUCAAAGUUAAUUGUUGUACUUUUUCCUUAGCUGCAAUGUCAAAAUUGUGGGGAAAAUACCAAGGAUUGGGUUUAUAUGUGUCUUGCAGUAAGUUAAUUAACACCAUGUAAAAGUAGUGCUGAAGAGGUUUCAGGUGAAUUGUAACAAUCUUUGAUAGUAUUAAAUCCAUAGAGUAAAAAGUUAGAACUGCCUUAUACAUCAUGACAAACACUAGCACAGGAAUGUACUGCUCGGUAGAUUUUAUUUUAAUGGUCAUUCACAAAUUAGGGUUUCAUGCACAGACUCAAGAGUUAGAGCCACCUAGUACAGUAUAAGAAACGGCAUCACAGGAAAGAACUGCUCAGUGGCUUUCAUUCGAAUGGUCACACUUCAGGAUUUCUUCUACACACUCAAAAGUUAGAACCACCUUGUACAGCAUCAUAUACAGUACAACAGGAAAGAACUGCUCAGUAGAUUUUAGUUGAAUGCAUGGUCAUGUCACAGGAUUUCACUCGCAGACUUAAGUCAGUACUGUGUUGCAUGUUUUUAAUUUGCAGCUUUAAUAAUUAUGAUUGUACUCCUGGAAUCCAACAAGUCCUUUUGUGAUAAAACAUACUGAAUAAGCUGUAUUGUUAAUAGGAAGCUCAAGCAAUAAAAGGAAGCAGAGGAAGUGCAAAUUUUGUUUCAAAGUGUAAAUUAUGUGGAAGAGAGAACUCUAUGGGUGAGAAAAUGUAGCCAAUGAAUGACUAAUAUAUAUCCCCAGAGUACUUUACUUUGUUAAUCAGUAGCAGAGAAAGAGAGAAUACAUUAAUUUUAAUUCAAAGUUUCAUUGGUGCUCCAAAAUUGGAUGGAUUGCUAAUUACGGGAGAUGUUGUAUGAUUAAUGCCAACUCAAUUUGAUGUGAUAUCAAGUUAAAUUUUUUUGCUGCCAUUUAAGGGUUCAUAAAAUUAGCUUUUCUCCUAACUAUAACGGAAUUAAUUCUACGAUAUAAUUAUAUAUUUUUUCUUUUGUUUUGUUUUUUUUUAAUCAACAGAUAUUAUCAAAGACAGCAUAAAGGAGUAUAUGGUAAUUUUAAGACUUGGCUAUAAUUUUCUCUUUUGUUUCUUUAAUGAACCGAUAUAAUCAAAGAUAGCGUGAAGGAGUAUACAAUACUUUUAAGAUCUGGCUGUCUUGUAGACACUUUCAAUUUGUUUUAACAUCAUGGCAUGUUCAUUACAGGCUGAAGAUAGCAACAGGUUUAAGACAAUGGUGGCAUUUGAUUGCAGAGGUGUAGAACCCGUUGACUUUUCACCACGGGUGAGUCAUUUAUGCAUGACAUUUGUGAUGAGGCACAGACUUGGCAAGUGUCACAACUUUGUCGUGAGUCUCACAAUUUCAUGACCAAUCUCACACUCUCACAAGUUGACAACUGAUUUCCCAUGUGUUACCCACUUCUCACUUCUUUUCCCAGCUCCAGGUUCAGAAUCUCUAAUUUUUUGCCUUUUGGGGGUUAGCAAGUCUGAGAUUGUUUCUGAAAUUUUGCUCACCAGUUGUCUAAUUACUGUUGUUUGUCCUCAGGGUGGAUUUGUGGCUGAAGGUGUUGACACUGGAACUAAGUUCACAGAUGUCAAUUUAACAGAAAAGGUACAUAAUUUUAACCAAAGCUGACAGGCAAGUUAACUCUUGAUUUAACACAAGCUUACAUGAACUCUGAGGACUGUGAUUCACAAGAACACUUAACUUAUGGAGAAGAAAAAUAUCAAAGAAAAAAUUAUAGAAAAAAAAAAAACAUUUCAGAAAGGUACCAGAAUUGCCUUUUGUGGGCAUGGCAAGGGAUUCCAAUAAUAAUUAUUUUUACACAACAAAUUAACUGGCUUUGACAAGUUUCAGUUAUGACUAGGGUUAGAUGCAAUAUGCUGGCAUAAUUUUGGACGUAACGCUUCAGUUGGAGCAUGAAGUGUAAUGCAGGCAUAAUGGAAAUUUUCAUCGCCGAGUGGUCAGAGCUUCAGUUUAACAAUCUGGCAUUCCCGGGUUCGAGUGCUGCUCUGACCAGUAUCUGGAUUUGUUUCCUGUUCAUUCCAAAUUCAAAUCCUUGGCCACACUUUUAAAUAGCCAACUGAUUGCCUCCUGCCAGUUGUGCUUUUUUGGAUUCGUAGUUUGUAAAAAUUAUUUCAGUGGAGUACCUAUAAACCAGUUGAAAAACUAAGUGCACUUCCACUGUAAGUAAAUCUUAAAUUUUACUUUACUGUUUCCUUCAUCUUAUUGAUAAUAGAUAGAUAAUAAACUUAGAUCAAAAUACACCCCCAAACAACUUUCCAAUGCUUACUAGUCAAAUAAAUAAUAGGCAAACCAGGGCUCAAAAUUGUGACUGAUAUGGUUGCCAAUGUGACUAACAUUUUUAUCCUUCACAACUAAAAAUUCUGGUUAGUCACCACUUUGGCAACCAGAUUUCCCUAUGAUUUACAUUUAAAUGAAAAGAGUAAAGGUGAAACUAACAUUUUUUCUUAUUUUGCUUUGCUCUCGCCAUAAAAAAUGUGCCAAAUCACAUAAACAAAGCCAGUUUACCUCCAAAUUUGUACCGACUUCUGUCUGCGAUAUUUUCAAACAAUCACAUUUGACGGAUCGUGCCAAACUAUGAGCUGCGUCAUUUACAUUGUACAAAUUGGCGACUAUAUUUCUCCAGUUGGUCACCAAAAGGCAACCUGAGUAUCUUUUUAAUUUCGAGCCCUGCAAACCAAAUUAUCAUUGUGUUAUCCUCAAGAUACAUCUCUACCCAGUGGUUAGCAUUAUCUAACAACUGAGGCCAAGACUACAACGAAAGACACUUAACAGUCUUCACUUUUCCUCUUAGGACUGGUCUGACUAUGACGAGAAAGCAGCAGAAGCAGUUGGAAUUUAUGAAGUUACUCAUCAGUUUCUUAAGUUACACUGAUUGGACUGUUGUAAGGGAAUGAUGACCCCUCUACUACAUGAUCGGUGGUCAUAGCCUACUACUUGGAAGCAUUUAGAUUAUAUCAGUUGAAAGAAGAGACUUCUAUUUGCAACAUUCCUAGUACUCUGUAAGAUGAAAUGUGGUGUGACUAAAUUUUAAAGUUGUGUUUUAAAUAACAGACAACACAGAUGUGUUCAAAACAUGUCUUAACAACGUUAUUAAUACAAGUCUUUUGAUGUGCUUGUUUACAAAGGUUAUAAACCUUUGCUUCCCAAAAAAGCAAACAAAGUAAAACAAAACAACACAAAAAAAAAAAGGUGAGAGAACUGAAGGAAGUUAAG